Emys orbicularis (European pond turtle) is the source of this 2665-nucleotide messenger RNA. It is a transcript of the gene SP4, whose product is annotated as Sp4 transcription factor. NCBI's taxonomy places the organism in Eukaryota, Metazoa, Chordata, Testudines, Emydidae. The transcript has 6 exons. Bases 161 to 2497 code for a protein of 778 amino acids. The record is from RefSeq and is a predicted model, not a curated record.
GCCACAGCCCAGCGGCGGCCAUUCGUGGAAAAAUAGGCCGUCCCGCUCCUCCCAGCUCCGGCUGCGACCGGCCUUCUCCCCGCUACCCCCACCCCACCCUCCGCCUCCUCCUCUUUCUCCUCCCCCCCAGAGCGGCGCCUCAGCGGGGCAUUAAUGCGGGAUGAGCGAUCAAAAGAAGGAGGAAGCUAUGCCCACAGAGGGAGAGAAAUCUCCUGAGGCAGAGAACAACAAUAAUAAAAAAAAUAAAACUGGAGGCUCACAGGAUUCUCAACCUUCACCUCUGGCGUUGCUGGCAGCCACUUGCAGCAAAAUAGGAACUCCUGGUGAGAAUCAAUCAACUGGACAACAGCAGAUUAUUAUAGAUCCAAGCCAGGGUUUGGUGCAGCUUCAAAAUCAACCACAACAGUUAGAAUUAGUUACAACUCAACUUGCUGGAAAUGCGUGGCAGCUUGUUGCUGCUGCUCCUCCUGCUUCAAAAGAAAAUAAUGUUGCUCAACAAGGAUCUUCUAUUGCUUCAAGCACAGCAAGUCCCUCCAGCAGCAACAAUGGGAAUACAUCUCCUUCAAAAACUAAAUCAGGUAAUUCUGCUACUAACCCUGGACAGUUUCAAGUAGUACAAGUACAGAAUCCAAGUGGUAGUGUCCAAUACCAAGUGAUCCCACAGAUUCAGACAACGGAAAGUCAGCAAAUUCAAAUCAAUCCUGCCAAUGCUACAGCUCUACAAGAUUUACAGGGUCAAAUUCAGCUCAUCCCUGCAGGGAAUAAUCAAGCUAUCCUCGCAACUGCAAAUAGGACCACUUCGGGGAAUAUUAUUGCUCAGAACCUGGGAAAUCAGACAGUUCCAGUGCAAAUUAGGCCUGGUGUUUCAAUACCACUGCAGCUGCAAACUAUUCCAGGUACUCAGGCUCAGGUUGUAACAACCUUGCCUAUAAACAUUGGAGGAGUAACUCUAGCAUUGCCUGUGAUAAACAACGUGGCAGCAGGAGGCGGUUCUGGACAGGUUGGCCAGACUGCUGAUAGUGGAGUUUCCAAUGGGAAUCAGGUAGUAACCACGCCUGUCACCACUGCUUCUGUUAGUACUAUGCCAGAAUCCCCUUCCUCUUCUUCCAUUUGUACAACCACUGCCUCAACAUCUCUGACUAGCAGUGACACUUUAGUAAGCUCGGCAGAGGCAGGCCAGUAUGCAAGCACAGCAGGCAGCAGUUCAGAGCAUACUCCUGAAGAACCUCAAACAACUGCCACAGAAUCAGAAGCCCAGAGCUCCAAUCAGCUUCAGCCUAAUGGACUACAAAACGUGCAGGAUCAGUCAAGUUCACUUCAACAGGUGCAAAUUGUAGGUCAGCCUAUUCUACAGCAAAUACAGAUUCAACAGCCGCAACAGCAGAUUAUUCAAGCCAUUUCUCCACAGUCGUUUCAGCUCCAGUCAGGGCAAACUAUUCAGACCAUCCAACAACAGCCUUUGCAAAAUGUUCAGCUGCAAGCAGUGAGUCCAACUCAGGUACUCAUCAGGGCUCCAACUUUAACACCAUCCGGGCAGAUUAGCUGGCAAACUGUGCAGGUUCAGAAUCUUCAAAGCCUUUCAAAUUUGCAAGUUCAGAACGCUGGGUUACCCCAGCAACUAACCAUCACCCCAGUGUCUUCAAGUGGGGGCGCAACUAUUGCCCAGAUUGCGCCAAUGGCUGUUGCUGGUACCCCAAUCACACUGAAUGCUGCCCAGCUUGCUUCAGUGCCUAACCUCCAAACAGUAAGUGUUGCCAGCCUCAGUGCAGCGGGUGUUCAAGUUCAAGGAGUUCCAGUUACCAUUACCAGUGUUGCAGGUCAACAGCAAGGACAGGAUGGAGGCAUGAAAGUACAGCAAGCCACAAUAGCUCCUGUAACUGUAGCCGUAGGAGGUAUUGCUAAUGCAGCAAUUGGUGCUGUUAGUCCUGAUCAGAUCACACAAGUGCAGUUACAACAAGCCCAGCAAGCUUCUGACCAGGAAAUACAGCCUGGCAAGAGGUUAAGAAGAGUUGCCUGCUCGUGUCCUAAUUGUAGAGAAGGAGAAGGAAGAGGCAGCAGUGAGCCAGGAAAAAAGAAGCAGCAUAUCUGCCAUAUCGAAGGAUGUGGAAAAGUUUAUGGGAAAACAUCUCAUCUCCGGGCACACCUUCGUUGGCAUACUGGAGAAAGACCAUUUGUAUGCAACUGGAUGUUUUGUGGCAAAAGAUUUACACGGAGUGAUGAGCUGCAAAGACAUAGAAGAACCCACACAGGUGAAAAAAGAUUUGAGUGCCCCGAAUGUUCUAAGAGGUUUAUGCGGAGUGACCAUCUCUCCAAACAUGUCAAAACUCAUCAGAACAAGAAAGGUGGUGGAACAGCCCUUGCUAUUGUUACUUCAGGAGAACUGGACUCUUCAGUUACUGAGGUUCUUGGCUCUCCAAGAAUUGUCACAGUUGCAGCCAUUUCUCAAGAUUCAAACCCAGCAACCCCUAAUGUUUCAACAAACAUAGAAGAAUUCUGAAAGGAUCAUUUAUACGGACACCUAGUGCUGCACUUAAGUUUACAUACCUUUCAUGAUAUGGAAGUGGGCUGGUAAAGUGGAUUACAGAGCAGGAAAUCAUGUUUUCAGUCUUGACUUCUGUAAGUAUUCCAAGUUGGAGGGUCAGGAUGAGAAGUGUACACUGGUGCA